AUGAUUGGCGGCAUGUUGAUCAUGUACGACCUUUUCGCGGUGCCGUUGCAGGCCUUUAAUCCUCCGGAAACCCCAGCGCUUCUGGCCAUGGAUUGGAUCACGCUGGUCUUUUGGACGGUCAAUGUGGGAGCCUCGCUGACCACUGGCUACGUGCAGGAGGGCAACACCAUCAUGGACCCGCACCUUAUCGCACAGACGCGCGGCAGUGCAGCGCAGUCGUGCCAGUUCGCCCGAUAUGAGCCUGGCGCCGGAUACCCGAAGUGA
Molecule: messenger RNA, 264 nt
Organism: Effrenium voratum
Lineage: Eukaryota; Dinophyceae; Suessiales; Symbiodiniaceae
Source: the annotation of a GenBank genome assembly